AUUACUUGAGCGUACGCUGCUUAAAAUUUCGAUUCCCUUGGAGACUUGGACCCUCAUGUGCAAUUUGCACGAGUCUCCAAAUCAGGGCACUCCGACUAGUCAGCUCGCUGAAGUUUUGAAGGCUCGAAUGAGUGAAAGCACAUAACUCACACCCUCCUUCUUUAUUCCGCUCACCGUUAUCUUGCUUUACGUGUGAGCCUCAGGUCCAUCAGGAUCUUUUAACGGGUACUAUUCAAAGCAGUUUGAAAGAAGGAUACUUUUCGUAAAGACACCAACUCGUGUUCACCACGUUGCUCAUUUCCCGGAAAAGUCUCGAGAUCCAAUAAUCCAAGCGCCUUGCCUCGUGUACUAAACGAGGGUUCCUGCCAGCAAAAACCAUGCAUCGUUUCCGCAAAAGGUCCGACCCUAUUACCAGGAGUCACCCGUUUGACGAAGACUGGUUCACACCGACAUCUGAGCACAAGCAAUUACUAGCACUCCCGCCUGCUAGUGACUUUCGGACAUCACUCAUACUACCAGACCUUACUCGCCGUUUUACGCUUCUUCGCUCCUCCUCCGGCGAUCCUCUUACACUUGACGAUCUCAGGUCUAAGUUUGCGGAACAGAGAGCCCGUGGUGUGUCAAACCAGAUAUCAGAGGAGGAAGAGGACAUGAUCCUUGAGACGCUAGGGCGGAUGCGUACCAAAAAUGCUGUGCUCGGUCCCACUUCGAGCAGCAAACUUGAGGGCGGCUCUGACGCUAAUGCCACAGACUUGGGAAUGGAAUCCGACUACACUCAUGAGCGUACCUCUCAUAUAUCUACCACAACCUCUUCGACCACAUACCCGGCUUCGUCCGUUACUUCAUCACCAUCCCCAAGUUCGCGUUCAACAAAGAGGUACAGCAACAAUCUUUUUGCAUCUGGACGCUUUCGCGAGUACAGCUAUCUCCGUUCUGUGUCGCAAAGAAGUGGUAGCAGCCGUGGCGCAGCCUCUAUAACACCAUCAGACUCCGAUCAUAGUCUUAGAGAAAAACCCUCGUCAAACUACUCCGAGAGCUUGAGACCUGUGACCCCUGAAGGCAGCGGUCCUGUAUCUUCAGUACCUUCCAGCCCCAACGACAAGACUCCUUUGGCUCGUUCCACAUCGUUGAUAUCCUCCAUCGAAGAUUUUCCUUCGCAGGCGCUUGCGGACAGCAACAAAAGUAACACACAUCCAUCAAGUAACAAUUCCGUCAGCGUUCAGCGCGUCGAACUUGCUCUGGAGUGUGUUAUACGUGACUUUGAAGAGGAGGCUGAGGAUGAGAUACUCAUGCCUAGAACAGCACAUCCUGCUCCACGGUCAAGCGAUGUAGAACAGUCGAGCACCUCAUCUCCAGCUAGUGAUUCGACGUCAGGAGCUUCGACGCAAUCGCCCAAUGACUACGAAGGGGGAACCGCAAUAUCAUCAGAUAAACAGAUGAAUAUCGACAACGAGAGGCAACGUUUUUCACCAACCCCAUUGGGUCGUGCGGGUACCAUCUCCCCCACUCCUCGUCUUCCAGGUUACAUCCCUGGAAUGCCUCGUCCCAUGACGCCUCGUGAUCCUUCAUUUGACUCUGAUGAUGCGCGUGCGCAUUCCGCAACUCCACGUGCGAUGUCACCUACGCUCCCAAACGUGAAUGGAGCGUCACUCAUCACUACAACCUUCACUUCAAGCUUACUGCGCCGAGGUUCAGACGCAUCUCGUAGCACCCCACGACCCAUCUCGCCGUCCGUGACCCCUCCUGCAAGCUCGUUUUUAUCACGCAGUGCUGGUGGUCAAUACUCGUCGGACAGUCAACGCGAGAGCGCGAGUGGUACUGACCAGGAAGCCUCUGUGUCAUCCGCCUUUAGGAGGAAACCCGUAUCUCCAUUGACGGGCUCCGCCCUCCGGCCCAUGGUCGUAUCUUCUCGACCGGGUACUCCAUCUAACAUCACUUGGAAUGUCAACUCACCCUCUAAUAUACCUUCUACCUCCAACCGCACUCACAGCAGGCGGGGUAGUUCUUCUAGUCACAGUCACAGUAGAAACGGCAGUCUGAGCGCGGACACUGAUCUUCAAUCUACUGCAGAUAAAUCCAAAUCUCCAAAUCGGCCAGUUCGAGUGCCUGUGCCUCCUGAGAGUCCCGUUUACCCUCAAGCGCCCAAUGCUGGAGCGCGGAAUCAUUCGACUAGUCCUGCUCCUGUGGACUAUCGUUCUCCAUCCAGCCUUUCAGGUGUCAUCAACUAUGGAUCCUCACGUUCAUUUUCGAGCCGCAGUAUGCGGUCUCCCACUCCCACUCAGUCUCGGUCCACUACCGCCUCUCCCGCAUUCUCUUCAAACGACUCCCCGAGCUUCUCGAACCAUGCCACCGUUCGUUCAUCAAGACAUCAUCACAAGUCAUCAUCGCAUUUCUCUCUUGGACUUUCUCAGCCUGUUGCCUUUUCGGCAUUGACUAACUCAUCUCAGUCUUCACUGGAAUCCACUGGAUCUAGUUAUCACUCAUGGUCUGCUGAGCAGAAGAAAGAUGUAACUGUCGACUUCUUCAGUGAUGUCGAACAACAAUCCAGGUGGCAUGAUCUAGACAAAUCUAGCUCCGUCACUCCAGGUAGCUUGCAGGAUGAUGAGGACUUUGAAGACAUCAUACGUCGGUAUGCAGGUCUGACCAAAUCUGAUUUCGUGGUCAUUCAAGACAAGCUGGUGAGCGCCGCGCGUGCCAAGGAAAACAAUACAGAGCCUCGGGAGCGGACCAACUCGCUGCGGAGACGGAGACCAUCGACCUCACAGUCGAACUACUCGCAGAACGGUCGUGAUAACCGGGUUGCAAGUCCGCCGCCAAACCAACCGGUUGCUUCCCAGGUGUCCACCACCGGACGGCGCUCCCCAGCGCCUGAUCAAGCUGCCAAGGCUCAUGCCCUGCUUGACUCUGUCGUGGGGAGCAUCCCCCGCGCACCCACAGUUGGCGUCGUGACUGAUAGCAAGGUGGAAUUGGAGGAUCCUGCAGAGAUCAAGACGUCACCUACUACUACGCGUCGCAAUAGGGAUUUAGCUCGUGCCCUUGGCUUCGGAGACGAGCAAGGAGUUAUAGAUUCACCGCAGGACAAAAGUCCAGCUGUAGAAGACAUUCCACAGUCCAAUGAUCCACCGAAGACCCAGUUGUCGUCCGAUGCCUCACCGUAUAGCCUCCCAUUCCGUUCAGCCUCGGUACGAAGUCCUCAACCAUUGAUGGAUCAGACCGAACUCGUAAACGAAGUUCGGCGGAAAGCAGAAGCUGCUACUGCUGCUUUGAUGAAGACGCCUUCUGGCCAGAGAUUUACUGACGCCAAUGCCUCAAGCAUAUCUGUGACACGGAAAAAAAUCUCCCCCAGCCAAAUAUCUGCACCCCAUUUAGUGUCAGCACCUACAAGUGUAGAAACCAUCCCUCUUCCGCAACAGCCAAAGACUCUUACUUCCACUCCUCUUACUCAUCAGCCCUCUCUGAACAUCACCCAGAGGAUGAGGCGUCUCCGUAAUACUCUGAGAGUCAAACAGCCAGUUCCGAGCGGUGAAGAAGUUACUCCCUUCCCUUUGGACCUCCAGCCUACCACUGCACCACUCCCCUCAGUUUCUCUGGACCGCAGGCCGACAUUGCCUCUUCCCAAGGGCUAUGCUUACGGAAGCUCGACAGAUUUGGGCAAGGCUAAGUCACCGACAUCAAUAUCCAAUCCCCCGGCCUCAGCUACUCCUGGCCUGAGAGGCUUCAUGUCCCGCUUCCGAAAGCGUACAGCAGAUACUCCAGCUGAAAAUAGUAAUGGGCUUUCGCGAGCUUCUCCAACCACACCUUCUUCGACGACUUCGUCACACCAUAGUCAAGGCCCAGUUGGUUCUCCCGUUAAUACCGUUUCACCCGCAUCGGCACCUGUUCUGGCUUCGACUUCCGUGCCUAUAGUAGGUGGCGUUCAGCCAAACAUCGACGGACCGCCAGCGAUGGGCAAUGAUUCUGCUGCUGUCAAACAGUUGUUUGAGGCAGCUACGAAUCUUGGUCUUGAUCAAGCCGCAUUAAAUGACCUGUUAGCACGGUCCGCCUCAGUUUCAUCACGUACAGCGGGUUGGUCUUUGUCAAGGAGUACAUCAAACAUUGCAACAAGCUCAUCCAUAGCACGGGGUGAUCUCUCGGCAAUGCGAUCUCGAUCACCUCUCCCAGAACCACAAUUCAGCGAUGAUGGCGGCAUCAGCAGCGGAGGAGACGAUAGGACUGUGAGAAAACUCUCCAUUCGCAAGACGAGGGAAUUCAGUCACAAUCAUCAAGGCAUUCCUGAGAAUCCCGCUAUUGUCAGGAGAACACUUAUCUUUCCCUCGGACUUUCGUGCAUCUAAAACCGACUUGAGCCAGAUGGCGCGUAAGCCUUCGGGUAAGCGUCAUCGUCGGCCGGGCAGCGCCACAUCUGCACAGUCUGGUCGUUCAGUACAUGACCGCGCACCUACACCACCGCCACCGAAGUCGAAUGGAGGAAAACGAUUUUCGACUGAUCGGUCACCUCCUUUACCCACAUCAAUAACCGCUCAAGCCGAGGCUCUUUUAAAUCCCUUAACGUCAGAUGCACCUGUCGAGAAGCCGAACUCUGCGUAUGAUUCUCUAUACGACAUGUACGCUGGUGAGAGCAAAAAUUCAAAUGCACCCGCUGACGAUGCGGUGGACAUUGGAAACUCUCAUGAAGGGCAUCCCGACGGUGCUGCCCUUGAACUGAUUGAGAUGGCAAAUGGCGAAACAAUUUGGUCAAUAGUGAACGGCUUGCGUGACGACGACCUUGAAUCAGCUUAUGCCAGUAGAACCAGUCUUACAUCCGAAUAUUCUUUGCGCGAUAACACUGAAGCCCUGCAAGUAUUUGUCAAGGAACACGACAGAUCGACGUCAAAGGGUAGUGGUUCGUCGUUCCUUUCCCGUAAAAAGCCAUCACAGAGCAAGAAUCGACCUGAAACCAAGGUUUUUUAUAGCUCCUCCACUCAUAUUGGUCGUUUGAUCGAGUCACUUUCCCAGGGGAUGGACGCCGGUUCAUUCAAUUUUGUUGAAGAAAAACUGGAACACAUGCUGGGAUCGAUGAGAAAUCCUUGAUUGCUGGAGUUAAUAAUCGUUUAUGCUAUAUUGAUUUUUUCUCGUCAUCUUGGGCUCGCUUGGGUGGAGAAUUUACGUUUACAUAGGCGUUGUUAUAUUGAUAUUCGUACAGGCCAU
Messenger RNA from Suillus bovinus, 5186 nucleotides. RefSeq lists its product as uncharacterized. The record is from RefSeq and is a predicted model, not a curated record. The transcript has 11 exons. Bases 378 to 5069 code for a protein of 1563 amino acids. NCBI's taxonomy places the organism in Eukaryota, Fungi, Basidiomycota, Agaricomycetes, Boletales, Suillaceae.